CUGAUGGACACCUCGGGCCCCCAUGAUCCAACAGGGAAGUUGUUUGGCAUCACAGAAUGGUUUGGCAAGUGUGACCAAUGCAUCCAGGAGAUGCGAGGUCAAAGGAUUGACAUAUAGAGCAGCUUCCCAGACAGUCACAAACUGAACUGCCAUGGAUUCAGCGACAUCUGUCAGUCAUAGCAGCAAGAGAUGUCAUUCAAUCCUGUGCCCAAAAUAAGGAUCCAUGAUGCCAUGUGACUGAACAAGAUGUCCGGGAACUCCGACAGAAAAAUAGGCCCACAAAAUUAAAGAUCCAGCAGUAUAAUUAACUGUACUCAUGGGGUACUUUUUAUCCAUGUUCACACAGCUCAGGGCCUCUGCAGAGACACACACAAACACACACCACAGACGUGUCGUCACUGCCACUCCUGGCAGCCAGUGAUAUAACGGAGUGGGAGCGCUAAGGAGAAGAAAGAUAGGUGGAAGUGGCUACCGUUAAGGAGUCAGAGGUCAACGAUCUGAGGAAAAGAGAAGUGAUCCUUGAGAGAGAAGUGAAGAACAAGGCAUUAGCAUGUAAGACUUUGUGCAGUGACAGCGUUCUGACAGGCUAAGGGAGGAUGCAGUCUCCCUCCCGACCUCCUGUAGCUGUCAUGGAAACCACCUGCUCUCAGCGGGAGAGGAGCCUGAGCUUUCACAGCAGGAUCAGAGGCUAAGAUUUCUGUUUGUUACAGAAGAAUGAGCUUCAGGUUGCUUUGUUGGAGAGAAAACGGCUCAAUCGUGAGCUGCUUAGUCACAUCCUGAAGGCUGUACAGUACGAGAAGGUAAAGUCAGACUAUGAUCAGCUCAGAAAGGCUUUUGGGUGUGUGAGUCAAGAGAGAGACUUGGCCAGGCAGGAGAAGGCUCAACUCCAAGACAAACUGGAGAACCUUGAACGGGUCCUGAAGCAUAUGCGAGAGGCUGCGGAUCGGCGGCAGCAACUGGAGGCAGAGCAUGAGCAGGCCCUGGCGUUCCUCAACUCCAGACAGCAGGAGAUCAGCCUUCUCCAGAAGGUUCAAGCUGAAACUGAGAAAGAGCGUGAAGAAGUGGUGCAUCUGCUAGAGGUCAAGGUUCAUGACUUAGAGCAGAAAUGCCGGACACAGAGUGAGCAGUGCAAUAUUUUGUCAAAAAAGCUGGAGAAAUAUCACCUGGGGUCAGACACAGAGGAUACACUCAACACUGACUCACAGGAGAAAAACUUGAGCAACAGUUACAACAGCUUGCAGCACCAGGCAGAAAAAAGUGAUGAGAGAUCUGACGGAGCUCCACUGGUUUCAGAACUGCCCAUAGUACAGCAACACAAGAUUGACAAGCCAGAGCAGCUAUCGGUCAAACUCAACGUCCAAACCCAGAGUCGCUCCAGCAGCCCCAUGCAAGCAUCCCUCUCAGAGAUGGAUGAUGAGGUGAGCCCAGCUCCAAGAUCCAAGGCAAGAUACACAGGUCAGGUCCGCCUCUGCACUGCCCGCUAUAGUUAUAAUCCCUAUGAUGGACCUAAUGAGCAUCCAGAAGCAGAGCUCCCUCUUGUGGCAGGGAAGUACUUGUACGUAUAUGGGGACAUGGACGAUGAUGGAUUUUAUGAAGGAGAGCUGUUGGAUGGGCAGCGUGGCCUGGUUCCCUCUAAUUUUGUGGAGUUUGUCCAGGACAAAGAAAAGCCAUCUAUCGACGGGGAACAGGAGCAGGGUAGGCUGGAGCAGAGCUGUCUGAGCCUGAUUGCCAUAGAUGGAGCUGCUCCUCUGGACAGCAUUAGCAGUGAUGCCCUCGGCCACUGCAGCAACGGGAUGGGCGCUCUGGACGAAGAGGAGCUGGGCGACAACAUCGUGCCUUACCCUAGGAAGAUCAACCUGAUCAAACAGCUGGCGAGAAGUGUGAUAGUGGCCUGGGAAGCGCCUCUGGUGCCUCUUGGUUGGGGCAACAUCAACUGCUACAAUAUCUUAGUGGACGGGGAAGUGCGUUCCACUGUGCCGUUUGGGGGCAGGACCAAACUGCUUCUCGAGAAGCUAGACUUGGCUUCUUGCACCUACCGUGUGUCGGUACAGAGCGUGACGGACAGGGGACUCUCCGAUGAGUUGCGCUGUACCUUGCUGGUGGGCCGCAAUGUUGUGGUGGCCCCCACUGGCCUGCGCAUGGACGAUAUCUUGCGUGACUCGGCUGAACUUUCUUGGCUGCCCAGUAAUAGUAACUACUCCCAUGUUGUGCACUUAGAUGGUGUGGAGCAUGCUGUGGUCAAGCCGUGCUCUUACAAACUGCGUUUUGUGAACCUGAAGGCCGCCACAGUGUACAAGGUAAAAGUGUUGGCCAAACCUCACCAGGUGCCCUGGCACAUGCCCCUGGAGCAGAGAGAGAAGAGAGAGGCUGGGGUGGAGUUCUGCACCCAGGCUGCUGGACCCCCUCUGCCUCCUCAAGAAGUCCAGGUCCAGUGUGGACACACCCCAGGGAUUCUUCAAGUGCGUUGGAAGCCCCCUCCAAUGACACCUAUGGGAACCUCUAAUGGUGCAAGUGUCAUUGGCUAUGCAGUGUGCACUAAGGGUCAGAGGAUCGCUGAGGUGUUGUAUCCAAUGGCAGACUAUGUGGCAGUAGAGCUGAACCGUCUCCACUGCUUGGAGGCCCGUGAGGUUAUCGUCAGGACUUUAUCAGCACAAGGGGAAUCUCAAGACUCCCAUGUCGCCGUCAUUCCAAACCACCUGCUGGUGCCUCUUCCUAAAGCCCUCCCUCCUUCUCACCACAUUCAGUCCUCUCUCCCACCCCAGCAGUCCCAACCGAUGCCUCCUCAUCCCCAAAUCCGAUCCCUUCCCCCUCACCCUGGACCCCAACCACCCACCCAUCUCCAACCCCUCCCCGUUCAACCCAACCAGCCCCCAUCUCACCUCCAUCCCCACCGUAUGCCCCAUCCCACACAGCCAUCUCCACCGCAUCUCCAGCCUUUACCACCACACCCAAUCCCUCAACCCCAGCAGACCAUCCCAAUGCCCCAGCCUCAAUCGUCUAUGCCCAUGGCCCAGCCCCAGCUGCCCAUGCAUAUGCCUCAACCCCUGCAGUCCAUGGUCAUGCCCCAACUCCAACCCCAGCCACCCAUGCUCCAUCCCCAGCCAGCUAUCCCGAUGCCCCAGCCUCACAUUCCCCAACUGGCCCUUCCCCAACCCCAAAGACCACUAAGUGCCAGAGAGCUGGAAACCAAAGAGCCAGGGCCAGGAAUGAUUCAUCAUGGAGGGGGCCCACCUCAGCCAUGGGAGCCUGGCUGCUCCCCAUCAGGCAUGCCCACAGGCAUGCCACACGGACACACCCUGGACGCCCCGGCCUGCCCGAACCGCCGUUCCCCGUCACCUCAAAGGAUCCUCCCCCAGCCCCGGGGUACGCUUAUUCCUGACACUGUGGCCAAGGCUAUUGCCAGAGAGGCUGCUCAAAGAGUGGCUGCAGAGAGUGGACGGAUGGAGAGGAGAAGCCAGAGCUUUCACUCUCAAAAUUCAGAUGAGGAAGAGGAUGAGGAAAGCUAUCAGGCCCGCAGAAGAGGAGCAUCUGUGGAUGACUUCCUCAGGGGCUCAGAGCUGGGCAGGCAGUCUCAUUACAGUCAAAGUGAGGAGUAUCAUACGGAGAGCAGUCGAGGCUCGGACCUCUCAGACAUCAUGGAAGAGGAUGAGGAGGAGUUGUAUUCUGAAAUGCAACAUGAAGAAGGCAGGCGACGAAACUCCCACAGUGCACUCAAGACCGGAGGCAGCACUCAAUCUUCGAAUCUGGAUCGGGACUCAUACCGGAAGCCAUCUCACCGAGGUCCUCAACCUCAGCGCCGACCCCUCACGGUCCCAUCCAUUGGUCAGUGUUCUCCCAAUGGAUACCGGGACCGAAGCCGGCGUUCUCCUCCGUACUAUGAUGAGUCUGAGCAGGAGGAUCCAUUCCGAAUCUUUGUGGCCCUCUUCGACUACGACCCUCUCUCCAUGUCCCCUAACCCUGACGCAGCUGACGAGGAACUCCCUUUUAAAGAGGGUCAAAUAAUAAAGGUGUAUGGUGAUAAGGAUAAUGAUGGCUUUUAUCGUGGGGAGAUCCGAGGCAGGACUGGACUUAUUCCCUGUAACAUGGUGUCGGAAAUCCGUGCUGAGGAUGAUGAGACCAUGGAGCAGCUCAUGAAACAAGGAUUUCUCCCUCUCAAUACCCCUGUGGACAGAAUCGAACAAAAUAGGAGAGGUCGCCACCCAGUGGCCACAAGAAGAAUGGUUGCCCUAUAUGACUACGACCCCAGAGAGAGCUCCCCAAAUGUGGAUGUAGAGGCUGAACUGACGUUCUGUGCUGGUGACAUCAUUGCUGUUUUUGGGGAUAUAGAUGAAGAUGGCUUCUAUUACGGUGAGCUGAAUGGACAUCGGGGCUUGGUUCCAUCCAACUUUCUCGAAGAAGUGCCUGAUGACGUGGAGGUCUAUCUGACAGACACUCCUUCCCAGCAAGGUCAGGACGAGCCCAAUCCGGUACCGGCUCCACGCCCAGAAGCCAAACGGGUGCCUGUGGAAAGUACAGUGCCGGCCCCGGCCCCCGGAAGACCCGCCUCUCCCACUGUGCGUCCUUUGCUUCCUGUUGGCCCAGUCAGGCCGCUGAGCCCUGCCAGGGGUCCACGAGACCUGGCAUCUAAAAAGAAAAAAGGUCUGCUCUCUAAAGGAAAGAAACUGUUAAAAAAGUUCUCAAAGUAAAAGUAUGAGUUUGAUUUCAAAUUCAUAUGGCUACAACAGCAUACAGAUUUCUAUCUCAAAAGGGAAACCUCCAAUCCCCCAAUGUGUCAGUAAAGGCUAUGGUGAUUUUCACAAAAAACAAAUAAAAAAAUAAUUAUAAAAAAAAAAAAAAAACGGCUUUCACAUUAACAUGCCACGUACACAUUAUAAAAUAGAUCUAAUAUCCAUAUGAAAAGGAAUGACAUAUAUAAAGAUGUCACUCAUAUGUCAGUGAGCUUGCUAAUUGGCUGUCAGAAUGAAAGCAUCUAUCCAUACUGUGAUGUAGAGGACAAAGACGAUAUAAAUAUUUAAGGAAUUACUUUCAUUGCUAUUUCCAUUUUUCAAAUUAAAGUGCUGGAUUUUGAACGAAAUAUUUAAUCUCAUAGAUUUUAAUGUUUGGUAUAGCAUUUGGUGAUAAAAACGGUUCAAAAAGCACUUCAAAUAUGGCCUGACAUUUUCAGUCAAAUUUCAGUAAAUGCUCCAGACCAUAUCAAGUGCUUUAGUCAGAAACACAAAAAGGACCACAAGAAAAUAACGUUUCCAUUUAAAAGCAUUUUUAGAAAGAUACUGUAGGCAAUGUGCAAAAAUGAAAUACUGACAGUCUAAGAGCAAACCCUUUUAAACAUUGCUGUGGCCUUCAUCUAAACUCAGUACAGUAUAUUACUAACAUCUGAUGUCUCCAUACAUCAGUCUUUGCCAAGUAUUCUCCCUUUUGCUUGCUUUAAAGUCCCCCUAUCUGUGUUUAUCGCGACCGAGAAUGACUCUGAAGUUAUAAAAAUAUGGAACGUUUCUGUGUUUGCCUUUCAAAUCGCACAAUCGGUGUGUGUUUUGGUGAAUGGCUCGUGUGUGUGUGUGUGGGUGUGUGUGUCCUCUGCAUCCAUGUUCGUGCAAUCCCUUAAACUGAAAAGGGACAAAUGUUGUUAUAAACUUUUGUGAUAAUGUGACGUGCUGCUAAUUACAAGUUGUUUCCUGUUCCUUUCUAAAGUCAAUAAGGGUGGUGUCGCCUUCUCAAGAAGCAAAGAUGGUGUCUUGGUGUCUCCUUAAAUUCCACUUUCUGAGGGCCAGUUCACACAGAACUAGUUUUUGUGAUGGUUUAAUCGUUGAAGGUUACAUGUUAAAUUGAACGUAUUUUAUCAGUGUUGGCUAAUGAGUCAGGUUAAAAGAUGCUUGCGUCUCGCGAAACCAUUCAUUCAUUCAUUCAUUCAUUCAUUCAUUCAUUCAUUCAUUCAUUCACUCACUCAUUCAUUCAUUCAUUCAUUCAUUCAUUCAUUCAAUCUUAAAUGCGUUCUGUGUGAAUGACCCUUAAAAGGAUUUUCACCCAAAAAAUCUGUGAUUGUUUACUCAUUCUAAAUACUGUAUGACUUGCUUUUUUUUUUUUUUUUGGUCGUUAGUAACCAAAACUGUUUGGUUAACAACAUUCUUCAAAAACAACAUGAGGUUGAGUAAAUGAUGACGAAUUUCAUUUUUGGGUGAACUAUCUCUUUAACACUGGUUUACACAAAUGGGUUGGACUGGUCACGAGAACAUCAUCUAUAGGCCUAAAUGACAUAUCCUUGCUGCUGUUAUCAUUGGCUGUUUUUCCUGAGGUCUUUUCUUGCAAUGGUAGACACAAACCUUCUGUGAUAGUCUCUUUGCUUGAGGACCAUAUAAUACAUAUUCUCUGCUACCAAAAUACAGGUUGAAUACCCUCAGGAAAAACUACCUAUGAUGGCUCAGUUGUCUCAAGCUAUAAUCUAGUAGUUUACAUUAAGGGCAAAUUCUCUUGCAUUACCAUGAAACAUCUUGCCCUCGCAACUGGAAAUGUGAAGUAGUUGAGCCAACAUCUGGUGUAAUCUCACAAUAAUGUGGCCAGUUGGGUUUGGAUUGCACUCUCGAAUGGUUUGAUCCAGGGUAAAUACUGUGUUUGAAAAAAAAAAAAAAAAAAAAAGAUAAUUUUUUAAUCUUUAAAAAAGAUUAUCCUAAAUGUAUUUAAGCAUUUUAAUUUAAUAUAUAUAUAUGACAUUCUUUUGGGGUGAAUGAAGUUUAUUUCUUGUAGAAGAAAAACAUGGAAGGUUCUAAUUAAUUAAUUAAAAAAAAAAAAAAAAAAAAAGGUUGGAUAGCCAAAAAGGAAUGUAUGAAAUGUUCAGCUGCCUGUAUAGCUUGCAACAUCAUUUUGCCAAAAGAAAAAGAAAUAAAAGAGAUUACAUAUAUUUUCAUUUACAGAAAUAUCUCUAUUAUUAUCAUGAAUCCCGAGUGUUCGCUUGUGACUGGAUGAUGUAAGUGUUAAUUUCACGGUUACUCUUUUGUACUCCAUUUGUAGAUAAUUUAUAAAUGUUUAUACUUAAUUUACAGACUUUUUUUAGUGCUUUAAAAUUUAAUAUUCAACAGUGUAAGUAAGUGUUAUCCAUGGUGUCUUCAAGAAAAGAUGCUCAAGUCUGCAAAUCUGUGUUCGCUCUGUGAAUUAAAGAGAAAAAAGAACUUGUUGGUCUAUAUUUACUGAUAUGGACUAUUGUGUGGAUGUGCAUGUGUAGAAUUGUGUAAAAUAUACAUUUUCUAUGAAAAUAAAUGUGAUAUUUUUCAAGGUC
Messenger RNA from Megalobrama amblycephala (Wuchang bream), 7267 nucleotides. It is a transcript of the gene rimbp2a, whose product is annotated as RIMS binding protein 2a. Bases 927 to 4685 code for a protein of 1252 amino acids. Gene Ontology annotation, molecular function: protein binding. Gene Ontology annotation, biological process: neuromuscular synaptic transmission. NCBI's taxonomy places the organism in Eukaryota, Metazoa, Chordata, Actinopteri, Cypriniformes, Xenocyprididae. The transcript is spliced from 27 exons. The record is from RefSeq and is a predicted model, not a curated record.